Aspergillus sclerotioniger CBS 115572 is the source of this 2289-nucleotide messenger RNA. RefSeq names its product HET domain-containing protein. The record is from RefSeq and is a predicted model, not a curated record. NCBI's taxonomy places the organism in Eukaryota, Fungi, Ascomycota, Eurotiomycetes, Eurotiales, Aspergillaceae. Bases 1 to 2289 code for a protein of 762 amino acids. The transcript has a single exon.
AUGGCCCGAGAGUCACAAAAAGCCAAGUCAUCACCCUCGUCAACCACUACAUCAGAUAACAAGAUACCCGACCGGCUUUCAAAAGUCUUCAUUGCCUCUAGCGUUAUUGGACUCGGUGUUCUGGGAUGGGGCGCCUACCUGUCCUAUCAGCACAGGGACAACAUGGUCAUGUCGCUGUAUCGCAGACUAGAUGGCACGCUAUUCCAACCAUCAUAUCUACCCAUCCAGACAGCGGACGAGAUUCGCCUGUUGAUACUGGAGCCCGGGAAAGGCAACGACGCCAUCCGGUGCCGGUUGAAACAUGUAUCGCUCUCGGACAACCCCAAGUAUGAGGCGUUGUCGUAUGUUUGGGGGAAUCCCAACAAGCAAGGCUACAUCUACUGCGACGGGAAACGAGUGAGAAUCGGAAAAGAGCUCUUCAAUGCACUUGGGUCGCUGAGGGAAUCAGAUCGUGAGCGGGUUAUCUGGGCCGACGCGCUGUGCAUUAACCAGGGCGAUAACAUUGAGAAAGGAAAGCAGGUUGACAUUAUGGGGGGUAUCUAUGCUAGCAGUCAGCAUGUCUUGAUUUGGCUGGGGGUACCGACUAGUCGGACGGAUGGUGCACUCGAAGCCCUGAGAGAAGUUGACAGGUACUUGAAGCGAAUUGCUAGAGGUUAUAAAGAUGGCUCUUUUGACUGGCUCCGGCCCCAGUAUGCACCACGGUUCAGCCAAGGGGAGCUACAACAACUAUGUCAGUAUGACUGGGCCUCGAUAUUCACCUUGUUAAAGCACCCUUGGCCCCGUCGUGUGUGGACACUUCAAGAAAUGGCAAAAGCCCCAGCAGCGAUCAUGGUCCAUGGAAGGCAAAGUAUCCCUGCUUGGGACUUCUUUCGCCCGUUGACUUAUGUCGUGUGCGCGGUCCAAGGCCCGGAAAUCGCUGCGCAUUACAGCAACACGGGAGCUUCUAUAGAAACCAUCCAGAAUUUUACCGUUGCUGGAUUCGAGAACAUGAUGAGCUAUCAAGUAAAACCACUCCUCCAUAUGGUCGCUGCCCAUGCCACUACAAGAGGCGCAACAAACCCUAGAGAUCGGAUUUACGCAUUUCGCAGCGUGUCAACUGAUCACGACCUGUCGGACUGGGAGCUCCUCCCUGACUACGACGCCUCAGUCGAGGAAGUCUAUUCCCGCUUCGCAAGGUGGUGUUUGCUCAAGAAGAAGAAUCUGGCCUACCUGAGCUACGCAGGUCUCCCAGACCAACAUGAAGGCCCUCCUCUCAUUGGAGACUUCCCCAGCUGGGUCGCGGACUGGACUCGAGUAGUAAGAGUAGGGUUUCAACAUACUCUUUCAGCUGCUCCCGAGCCAUACAAAGCCGGGUCAGCCUUAGACCCGACCAUCGUUUGGAACCCGAAUCAGCCUCGAUUACUCUCUAUCAAAGGACGAGUGGUUGACGCCGUUGCCGAGGUGGCAGUAACCCGCGCAGACUUGCUCGAGUAUUACAUUCGAUCUGUUCAUUCCCCGGCCCAGAAGUACGAGGUACCCUUGUUCCUGAAGCUCGUCGCUCGUCUAUUCCCAUUCAGUACACGCUUACUACAAGGUCUCCAAGAAGCCCAACAGACAGUCUCCAGAUACGGUCCGGUCAAGGGACCCACACAUAUGUUAGUAGACGUGAUAUGGAUAGAGAACUGCAAAGCGAUCGCCACGCAGGGCAUGAGCCCUAUCUCACGCGCCCGCUUUGAUUCCUUCUGGCGGACCAUGAUCAGAAACCGAACAGUCCUGGGCGAGGAAAAGACACCCCGCAACUCUGGAAAGAUAUUCGACGAAUACCUCCACUUCCUGAAUCUAGUCCGCGACGGCAAGCACUGGGCCCCUCCAAGCCCGGGAACGGUAGUUGCCCGCCAUGAGGGAAAUCCACCCAUUAGUCCACCAGCAAUCAGCAUAGAAAACUCGGAAAUAAUGAAAACGAGACGCUUGAUGCAUCAAUACUGGGGCGGGAUUAUCCACAAACGCUUUUGCUCCACCACGGAGGGACGACUGGGCUGGGUUCCUGAUCGUGCCCGACCAGGAGAUUUGAUUUGUAUCUUCGAUGGCGCUACGGUACCUUAUGUGAUCCGACCAAGGACUGAGGAGGGGUCGGGAAAGCUCUCGCUUGUAUACACAUACUGGUAUCAUCAGUUAUCUGGGUAUCUACUAUCACCGGCACAGGAGGUUAACCCGGGCCCGGAAUACGUCCUCGUUGGAGAAUGCUACGUGGAUGGACUGAUGGAUGGUGAGGCCCUGGAUCUGGAGUCUAGGUUUAUUACAUUAUCUUAG